Messenger RNA from Daldinia caldariorum, 2962 nucleotides. RefSeq lists its product as uncharacterized. Gene Ontology annotation, biological process: regulation of DNA-templated transcription; DNA-templated transcription. The coding region runs from base 445 to 2787 and encodes 780 amino acids. The transcript has 6 exons. The record is from RefSeq and is a predicted model, not a curated record. Lineage: Eukaryota; Fungi; Ascomycota; Sordariomycetes; Xylariales; Hypoxylaceae. Gene Ontology annotation, molecular function: DNA-binding transcription factor activity, RNA polymerase II-specific; zinc ion binding; DNA binding.
ACGAGGUGUACACUGAUAAAUAGGCUGGGAAUCUAGCAGCAUCUGCAUACUGUGGCUACCUAGGUAGAUAGAUUAAAUACCAUACAUGCCGUCAAGUGCGAACUAAGCGUAGGCAAAUUGUUCGUUUAAUUUUGAUUGGUUGACCCUCUUCUUACAUGUCCCUGAUGCCGUGCAAGUCGCUGACAAAUUCGUCCGAAUUUUCGUCCGAAUCUUCUUGGCAUUAAGGUUAGGGUCAAGAAGUAAUCUGUUCCCAACGAGCAAGAAGGAAAGAUACCUGCUCUUCGAGGAAUUUCCUAAUAUUUCUUUUAAUUGGAAUAUAGUUAAUUUCUUUACAGACCGUUACUUAAAAUACCUAUCUAGGUACCUCCUAUGUGCGUGUAACUUCAGUUUAUAUAUCUAUAAAACGUAACCACAGACUGUUACUUGCUCGCGGAUCAAAUAUAGAUGUCUCACGCCGUGACGCGAACCUUGAGUGGAGGCGACCCUAGUGCGAAGAGGAGAAAAGUUCGUAAGGGGACGCACAGUUGCUGGGAAUGUAGGAGGAGAAAGACCCGGUGCCAAUAUGCAUUUAGCACAUCUGCCGUCUGCAAGGGAUGUGAAGUCCGGGGAACGGCCUGCGUGAGCCAGGAGUUUCCAGAUGUGCAACCUCCAGCUUCAGAAUCAGGACUAUCACAACGAUUGAACAAUGUUGAGGUUCUGUUGGAGAAGCUCGUGGAGCAGACUACGUCCCAUGCUUAUACUCCUAGCCAUACGGGUGACCCCUUUACUCCCUCCGUUUCGGCCGAAGAUAAACUAGGUUCGUCCCCUCAUAUGCUUAGUCCGUCUGCGGCCGGGAACCCCCCUGUCGUGGGUAUGUUCGAUGCUCUGCGGGAGGACACUGUAUAUGGCUCUUCCGUUCGCGCGUCCUUUCUGCCGACGCCAGCAUCGAUCCAGGCCCAGCUAGCACCCUCCCUUCCUGUCAAGUAUGCCCAGAUAUCGAGGAUACUUCACGCAGCGUUCCCAUGUCAGCACGACAUCAACGCCAUAAUACAGGCGGCAGGCCCCAGUGCGGAGUUCGUCGUAACAUACUUCAACGGUCCCAAUGAUCCGAGUUACUCUAUAUUCGUCGACUCGGAAGUCCCACCCGCAUCAAGCCACCCCGCCUUACUAGCGAAGCGGUUGAUACAGGUCGCUCUCUGCAUGCAGAGGACGCCUGUACAGAAUUUCCCCAAGAAUCUCAUCUCGAAAGAGCCGAUCCGAGCCCAAGCGUCUAGAUUGGCCAGCCUUAUCUCAGACCUUUUUGCAUCUCAGGAUGACCUUAUGGGCUCGUGUGAAGGUCUCGAAACACUUAUUUUCAUAUCGUUGUAUCACUCUAACGCGGGGAACAUGCGGAAAUCAUGGUUAAAUCUUCGCCGCGCUAUUGCUGUCGCUCAGCUUAUGGGCGUUGACAGAUGGCCGACUGAUAAGCGGCUAAAGUCGGUCGACCCAAAGUCAGACCCGGCGACUCGUCUCCGGGGUAGCACGUUGUGGUAUCGCAUAAACUUCAACGAUCGCUUCUUGUCCCUACUCCUCGGCCUCCCCGCGGCCAGCGAAGACAACUCCUUCGCUACCCCUGAGCGGAUGGAAGGGGAUUCUCCGGUCCACAAGCUCACCAAACUACACACUGCCAUCAGCAGCGCCAUCAUCAAGCGGAAUGCGGGUUCCAAUGGAAAAGGGGCGGCUGCUGCUGAUGCUAGCUUUGGUAUGACGCAUGAUAUUGACCGCAGCCUCGAGGCUGCUGCUAAGUCUAUGAGUUCUGAAUGGUGGCAGCCGGUGGAACCUCCCGAUCUAGCCACUGCACCCGCAAAAGAGCUGCUUGACGCUCAUCUGCAUGUGAUGAUGCAGAUGAAUCAUCAUCAUCUCCUUAUCCUAACACACCUGCCAUAUUUCAUCCGCGAUCCCAAAGAACGGCGAUGGGACUAUAGCAAAACCACCUGCCUCCACGCCUCGCGCAAGGUCCUCGAAGCCUACCUCGUCUUCCGCCACCUGACGGACGUGGCUGGGGCCUGUCGGCACACGGACUACGGGGCGCUGACGGCGUCGAUGACGCUGCUGCUGGGGUACCUGGACCCGAAGCUGCGGGGGCGCGACCGGGAGACGAGCCGGCGGCGCAGCGCAGACCGCAGGCUGGUCCUCGCGGUCCGCGACGUGGUGCGCGACAUCGCCGAGCGCGAGGACGACAAGAUGUCCCGCGAGACCGCGGACAUCAUCACCCGCCUCCUCCCCCUCACGGAGGUCGGCCUCGUCGCCAAGAGCAGCAGCAGCCCCCCCAACAGCGCCCCCGUCCGCCUCGAGAUCCCGUAUCUCGGCACUAUCAACAUCAACCCCGUCAGCAGGCGCAUGCUGCCGCAGGACCGCGAUCGCCCCGGGCAAUACCACCACCAGCCCGACUCCAACGAGGAUGACUCGAGCAGCGCCGCCGGGCCGCCGGCCCCCGUCAGCUAUGGCGGCAGCAGCAGCGGCGACAACGACGGGGGAUUCGUAGAGCAAGACGACUUACAGAGCUCCUCCUCCUCCACGGCGGAAAAUGCGUAUAAGAACCGCAGCACGCCGGUAGAUCCCAUUUUACAGCAGCAGCAGCAGCAGUCGCGCCCCGAAGCAUCCUCGAGCUUCUUGAGUAUGCUCGGGGAAGACGCGAAUUUCACCCUCGUGCAAUUCGAGCCGCAGGACGCGUCGCCUCCUUACCCGCUGCCGGAAAUCGCGGCCGACAUGAACGAGUGGCCGUUCCAGGGAUUCGACGCUAAUUUCUUUGAGAACCUGUUUUCGUAAUAGGUUGGGUGCCUGGGUACGUACGUACCUAAGUCAAUAUGGCCUCGAUAUACAUAUACGAGGUACCUAAGUUGACAUAGCCUCGACAUAUACGUACAUUAGGUACCAACGACAUCUAGGAGGUAUAUAGGUACCUAACGUUAGUAUUCCAUUUACACUUUCUACGGACGAUAUU